CUGUUAUAACAACAACAAGGCUUAUCAAAAUUUCAAGUCUUUGAUGAACCCAGGUCCCAAAAGACUCGCUCUUUUCUUCAGCUCAUGAUGGACUCCAGGUCGGUGCGGUUCUUGACCCACCAGUCCUUCUUCUCCGCCGUCCGAUCCGGCGACCUCGACUCCGUGAAGCAGCUGGUGGAGAAGCUCGCCAGCGACGGCGAGGGGUCCACGGUGGCUGAUCUGAUGGCGAUGAAGAACGACGCAGAAGAGACGGCGCUGUACGUGGCCGCAGAGAAUAAUCUGGAGGAGGUGUUUGGGUACUUGAUCAAGUUCUGUGAUGUGGAAGUGGCUAAGAUCAGGUCCAAGGUGGACAUGAACGCUUUUCAUGUUGCUGCUAAGAAAGGCCAUUUGGGUAUUGUGAAGGCGCUGGUGGCAAAAUGGCCUGAGCUGUGUAAAGUAUGUGACUCGACAAACACUAGUCCCCUUUAUUCAGCUGCUGUUCAGGAACAUUUGGAUGUUGUCAACACCAUCUUGGAUGCGGACAUCAGCUCAAUGAGGAUAGUGAGGAAAAAUGGUAAAACUGCAUUACAUACAGCUGGAAGGUACGGGUACCUAAAGAUUGGGCAGACGCUUAUUGAUAGAGAUCAAGGAAUAGUGUGUAUCAAGGAUAAAAAGGGUCAAACCGCACUCCAUAUGGCUGUAAAAGGUGACUGCACUUCAAUUGUAGAGGAAAUACUACAUGCUGAUCACUCAAUACUAAACGAACGUGACAAGAAAGGCAAUACAGCUGUGCAUAUGGCGACAAGGAAAGGCCGUUCAGAGAUAGUGAGCCUUUUAUUGAGUUUCAAGGAUGCUGAUGUCAAUGCUAUCAAUAAUCAUCACGAGACUGCCAUGGAUUUGGCAGAUAAACUACAAUAUGGAGGUUCUCGAUCAGAAAUUAUAGAAGCACUGGCAGAAGUUGGUGGCAAGCAUGCAAAACAUGUUGGACAAGUGGAUGAAGCAAUGUUACUCAAGAGAACUGUGAGUGAUAUUAAGCAUGAGGUGCACUCACAGUUGUUACAAAAUGAAACAACUCGGAGAAGAGUUUCUGGCAUUGCCAAAGAACUUAAGAAACUUCAUAGAGAAGCUGUCCAGAACACUACCAAUUCUAUCACAGUCGUUGCUGUUCUUUUUGCCUCAAUAGCCUUCUUGGCCAUUUUUAACUUGCCUGGCCAAUAUAUAUUGAGUGGACCUGAAGCAGGGAAGGCUAACAUAGCCGAUAAAGUUGGUUUCCAAGUGUUCUACCUACUGAACGCCACAGCUCUCUUCAUUUCUCUUGCUGUUGUCGUGGUUCAGAUCACUUUGGUGGCUUGGGACACAGGGGCGCAGCAGCAAGUCGUGUCAGUUGUCAACAAACUAAUGUGGGCGGCUUGUGCGUGCACUUGUGGGGCUUUUCUGGGGAUAUCUUUCGUGGUUGUUGGAGGAGGCAGUUCCUGGAUGGCAAUUACUGUAACAGCUGUGGGAGCACCAAUCCUCAUUGGCACUCUUGCGAGCAUGUGCUACUUUGUUUUCCGACGACACUUUGGGUCAUUCCGGCGUGACUCUCAGAGACGCAUCAAAAGGGCCGGCGGAAGCAAGUCCUUUUCCUGGUCCUACUCUGCUAAUAUCUCAGUUCUCGACGAUAAUGAAUAUAACUCCGACUUUGAGAAAAUAUAUGCUUUGUAAACCCUAUACAUCUCAGCUAUCCUGUUUAUAUCGUGAGAGUAAGUCUCUGUUUCAUGUGCUUGUACACGUCUGUGACAAUUGAUCUUAGAAUUCUGUAUACUUGGUGUAACUAUUAUAGUGAUCAGUACAAGGUUAACAUCCA
Molecule: messenger RNA, 1825 nt
Organism: Argentina anserina (silverweed cinquefoil)
Lineage: Eukaryota; Viridiplantae; Streptophyta; Magnoliopsida; Rosales; Rosaceae
Product: ankyrin repeat-containing protein At2g01680
Cellular component (GO): plasma membrane
Molecular function (GO): protein binding
Source: RefSeq, a predicted model, not a curated record